AUGGACGAAGCCGACAGCAUAUCUGUUAAGCUCACCGAGCUCCUACGACACCCGGAAGACCUUGACAAGAUAUCUUCGCUCAAGUCUGAAUUCUCGCGAAAGAAAGGCCAUGUUGAUACACAGCUCAAAGCUGCGCUCGCGACACAGCUCAAGGUCACGCAGUCCGGAAUUAAUGCAAUCAAUGAUGGGCAAAAAAUCUUGAAUGCGAUCAAGGAGGAGAUGAUUAAAAUUGAUAAAUUGUGCAGUGAAGCGGAGGAUAUGAUCGACGAAUUCCCAUUGAUAAACAAGAUUUCGAAGAUUAACCGGAAUUUCGUCGCUGUGGAAGAGAUCAAGUCUAAGCUCAAGGGCCUGGAUUCUCGGUUGGCGGAGGUGGACCGCAUGCUCGCGGAUGACUCUGCGUUGGCAAAUGAGAUGCCGAACCUUCUACCUAUCCACUUCGCGAUUAUGCAGUUACAGGAUUUCAGAGAGGAUGUUAUGCACCAGAGUGAGCGAGCGGAUAACGAUGUUAAGGAGACACUCGAGAGCUAUUUUUCACCGCUGGAGAAUACUGUAGGAAUGUUUGAUGAGAGGGUCGGGAUCAUUUCUAUGAGCUUGAUUGAGCUGGUUCGAGCUGGGAAUAGAAGUCUUGUUGUUCGUCUUGCAAAAAUCAUCGACUCUGAAGAGCGGUCCGACGAGAAGGUCCUAGCUCUUCAGGAAGCCCAAAAUAAUCAUCAGGAUCUAGCUACAAGGUUCAAAUCGAUACAAAAAGGGCCAAAAGUAGCCCGAGGAUAUAAGGGAAAGUUCCUCGCCUGCGUAAAAGCCGCCGCUCAGGCUAAAUUUGACGCUGCGAAGGAGCGAUUCGAAGACAAUCCAGAAGGCCUAGAAGAGUGUCUGGGCUGGUACUUUGGCGAUCUGCAAACCGUCAAAACAGAGUUCGUCCAGUUGAUGCCCCGGCGCUGGAAAAUCUUCGACACAUACCUUGAAAUCUACCACAGCUUGAUGCACGACUUUCUCAAAGUCCAAAUCGAAAAGCCCGACCUCGACGGCCAAAGUUUACUAAACAUCAUCCUGUGGAACGGGGAAUAUAAUAAGGGCAUGAAGGCACUCGGCAUCAAAGCAGCUGAACUGAAGCCUCAACUCAUUGACGGUCGAGAGGCGGAGCUACUGAAGGAAUACUCCCAACUGAUCGUCAAAAAGAUGGAAGAAUGGAUGAAUAAGAUAACGGAGGACGACACAAAGGACUUCAUCCUCCGAACCCACCAGCCUAACGAGGAAGACUCGAAAUGGCACAUGCCCAGCGUGCCAACAAUGUUCACCAUGAUAAACCAACAACUCAACAUCGCGCUCGACAGCAACAAGGGCAACGUCGUAACGGGAGUCGUGGAUGAGUGCGUUCGCCUGCUCAAGAACCGCCAGGUCCGUUGGCAAGAGGUCAUGGCAGACGAAGUAAACAAGCACGUCAAAGCCACCACAAAGGAAGACCUGGACGACCUCCCGGACGGAAUCCUGGAAUACAUGAUGGCGGUGGCAAACGACCAAAUCCGUUCAGCAGCCUACACGCAGGAAAUCUCAGACCGCGUCGCCCCACUACUCUCCAAGAAAUACGAAGAUCAAGUCCGCCGUGCGCUAGAAGAUGCCAUGAACGGCUUCGUGGACCUGGCAACCUACUCCCUCGCACAGAUUAUAGAAAUCAUCUUCAACGACCUCAAACCCCCGAUAAAGAACCUUUUCACCCCAGUCUGGUACAACGGGUCGGACAUGGAAACUAUGGCCACGACCAUGCGAUCCUACAUUGUCGACUUAAACCCGGGUCUCGACGCGGAUCUGUUCCCGGCAUUCAUGCACCAGCUCUCGGAAAAGACGUGCGUAGCCUACCUUGGCGGCGUGCACAACAGGGGCGCGAAAUUCCGCGCUUCCGAGGCAGCGGCGCAGAUCCGCUCGGACGUGGCCGUCGGGUACGGCUUCCUGACGGAGUUCAUCGACAGGGGCGAGGUCAAGGGCGUGUGGACCGUACUGGAACACUUCCUUGCCCUCAUUUGCAGCGAGAAGCCGCUCCUCGGCGAGAAGUACGAUGCCUUCAAGCAGAGUUAUUGGGACCUCCCCAUCACUUGGGUCGAGGCCGUUAUCAAGUGUCGGGAUGACAAGAGUAAGGAUAUGCUCGAGGUUGUCAGGAGCCGUGGGACUUAUGUGCCCCGGGGUGGGGAGAGCACUAUUAUGUCUAGGUUUGUGAUUCUUUUGGAUGUUGGGCUUGGGGGGAUUUAG
Molecule: messenger RNA, 2241 nt
Organism: Tuber melanosporum (Perigord truffle)
Lineage: Eukaryota; Fungi; Ascomycota; Pezizomycetes; Pezizales; Tuberaceae
Exons: 6
Coding region: 1-2241 (746 amino acids)
Biological process (GO): exocytosis; exocyst localization
Cellular component (GO): exocyst
Molecular function (GO): SNARE binding
Source: RefSeq, a predicted model, not a curated record